Kwoniella mangroviensis CBS 8507 is the source of this 2337-nucleotide messenger RNA. RefSeq lists its product as uncharacterized. The transcript is spliced from 8 exons. Lineage: Eukaryota; Fungi; Basidiomycota; Tremellomycetes; Tremellales; Cryptococcaceae. Gene Ontology annotation, molecular function: protein kinase activity; ATP binding. The record is from RefSeq and is a predicted model, not a curated record. Gene Ontology annotation, biological process: protein phosphorylation; ubiquinone biosynthetic process. The coding region runs from base 1 to 2337 and encodes 778 amino acids.
AUGCUCUCCGCCGUCAUCCGAGUGGCAGCUCGUUCAGCCGCCAUACAGUUGGAAGAAGUAGCUGCUUUGUCUGCCGCGGCAUCCGUCAACAGCCAAAAUACAAGCAAAGGCAAAGGCAAGGAGAAGGAGGUAGUUCUGGAUCCGGAAUCAAGUGUCGAUCAAGUACAAAAUGAUUUGACCAAAUUACAAACAUUAUCGGAUAUACUGGAACAACAUGAAUCGAGAUCGACACCUCUCCCUCCGGCUUCUUCUUCGACAUCCUCGAGGAAAUUAUCUCCUCUCGAUAGGUUGAUAGCCCAAGCUCCUCAUUCACCCCCACCACCCGCUCCUGACACACAUCCAGAUAGACACAUAGAAGCUGAACAACGUAAGAAGAAAGGUCUACCUCCUACCCCAUCCUCCGAGACUCUUAUUUCCCCUUCACCUUCAAAGUCUCGAUCCAAGACUGUUUCAUCGAGUACAAGCUCAUCUUCUAGACGACCACCGACAAAUUCCAUUGGAUCCUCACUCAAUGAUCUGAUCAAAGCUUCGCCUCGGCAGAAUCCACCGCCAGCACCUGACACCCACCCUGAUAGACAUAUAGAAGCUGAACAAUCUAGGAAAAGGAAAUUGCAAACCCCUUCUCCUUCUGAUUCCGCUUCCGCUUCUGUCCAAUCGACUGCUACAAAAGAGGAGAAACUCAAUCAGUCCAAUACAGCGUCUACAUCUAAGCCGCUGGAUGAGCUGGUGAAUGCAUCGGCUUAUUCUAUACCUGCACCUUCCGAGGGAACAUCAUCAAAUGUAGAAGCUCCGGCUACGGCCUCUGCAAGUACUCAAAAGUUUGGAAACGAUCUGUCGGUUCCAGCAAAGCGGCUAACGGAAGCAGCGCAGCCGACACAGCUAGAUACCAGCUCAGCGAUAUCUGACGAAGCUAGUGUUGUCCAGCCCAUAGAGACGGAAGAUAGAAAAGAUGAUCUGGGAGCGGAUCUGACAUCUUUAAGAUCUCAGCUGGACGACGAAGCCGAUACUCCAGUGGUUUUACGAGCAUCGAAAGUCCCUUCAUCAAGAUUAGGUAGAUUGUUCCAUUAUGGAUCUCUUGCUGCAUCUUUAUCUAUCGGAGCAGCAUCAGAGUCGAUUCGUCGUACUGCAGGAGGGAACAAGACUGGUGGAAGUGUACUCAUGAGUGAUGCGAAUAUAAGGAGACUGGUCGCUACUUUAGGAAGAAUGAGAGGUGCAGCGUUGAAAUUGGGUCAAUUCAUGAGUAUACAAGACAACCACAUGUUACCUCCUGAAAUCGAACAAGUCUUACAUCAGGUACAAGCUCAUGCGAAUUAUAUGCCUGAUUGGCAGAUGGAGAAAGUGAUGCGAGAAGAAUUCGGUUCAGAUUGGCAAACCCUCUUCUCCUCCUUCGACCGUACCCCCAUCGCAUCCGCAUCGAUAGGCCAGGUCCAUCGAGCGACGCUUGCCUCUACUGAUGAGGCCGUGGCGGUGAAAAUACAAUUCCCAGGUGUAUCGUCGUCUAUCGAAUCGGAUUUGAAUAACUUAUCGUUGUUACUUCGAUCAUCUGCAUUAUUACCCAAGGGACUGUAUUUGCAAAAUACAAUAGCAGUCAUGAGGAGGGAAUUGCAAGAUGAGUGCGAUUACGUCAUGGAAGCUGCGGCAGGAAGGAAAUUCGCGGAAUUGCUCAAAGAUGAUGAUUAUUUCUCGGUACCCAGUGUUGUGGAAGAGGGAACGACUGGACGGGUGUUGACCACUAGUUGGAUGGAUGGGAAACCUUUGAGUAAAGUCAGGGGAUUGAGCCAAGAGGCAAGAGAUAGGAUCGGUACCAACAUUCUUCGAUUAUGUUUAAUGGAACUAUUCCAAUUCCGAUUCAUGCAAACAGAUCCCAAUUGGGCGAACUUUCUCUACACCAACACGAAUGGUAAAGAAGGUAUCCAACUGAUUGAUUUUGGAGCUUCUAGAGAAUACACCAAGGAGUUUAUGGAUGGUUGGUACAGGUUGUUGAAAUCUUGCCUGGUGGGCGACCGGGGAAUGAUGAAAGAGGAGAGUCUGAAAUUAGGUUAUUUGACUGGUGAAGAGAAUGAUGUCAUGGUGGAAGCUCAUUUGGAUUCUAUGGCAUUGGUUGCGAGUCCUUUCUCGUAUUCCGGCAAAUACCCAUUCGCCAAACAAACCAUUACCGACUCUGUUCGAGCCCUUAUCCCUAUCAUGUUGAAACAUCGAUUAACCCCUCCUCCACAAGAAACUUACUCUCUCAAUAGGAAAUUGAGUGGUGCGUUCUUGAUGUGUGCGAAAUUGGGCGCAAACGUAGAUUGUCAGAAGCUUUGGGAGGAGAAUGUUGGGAAUUAUAAGGAAGGAUAG